Fusarium coffeatum is the source of this 1614-nucleotide messenger RNA. RefSeq lists its product as uncharacterized. Lineage: Eukaryota; Fungi; Ascomycota; Sordariomycetes; Hypocreales; Nectriaceae. The transcript has a single exon. The record is from RefSeq and is a predicted model, not a curated record. The coding region runs from base 1 to 1614 and encodes 537 amino acids. Gene Ontology annotation, biological process: protein histidyl modification to diphthamide. Gene Ontology annotation, molecular function: 2-(3-amino-3-carboxypropyl)histidine synthase activity.
AUGGCCUCCGAACUCGCGGCCCCUCCCGUGUUAUCGACACCAGACGAUCACAUCCUCGAAGUUCCUGCUGCUGACUCCAUCCCGACCUCGACACUCUCCGACGAUGCCCUCCGCACAACGUACGAGGUCGUGCGUACAGCCGACGAGAUCCGCGCUGGAGGAUGGAAACGAAUUGGGUUACAGUUCCCGGACUUCAUGCUCGUUGAUGCUCCCCGUGUUGUAGAAGCCUUGUCCAAGGAAUUCGCUGCGCAUGAUGGCCAAGAAGAGGGCAAACCGGAGAGGAGGAUAUAUGUCCUUGCCGAUAGCAGCUACAGCGCCUGCUGUGUCGACGAAAUCGCUGCCGAGCACGUCUCAGCAGAUGUUGUAGUCCAUUAUGGCCGAACCUGUCUGAGUCCCACCAGUCACCUUCCUGCGAUAUACGUAUAUACAAGCCACGACCUGGAUUACGAGGUGACGAUCAACGAGAUCAAGAAGGAGUUCAGCGACAAGACUGUCAAGCUGGUCAUCAUGGCCGACCUGACAUACCAGAACCAUGUCGAUAAAGUAGUAUCGUUACUGAAGGAACAAGGUUAUGACAACACAUUCUCUACUGCGGUAGCCCGCGACCCUGCCGCUUUGAUUCCCAACCGCAAGAUCCUCUCCGACGAGGCCUAUGACGACGAGCACUGGAAGGCCUACUCGAUCAUUCACAUCUCGGACCCGCCCUCAGCGCUUCUACUCGCUCUCUACACACGCUUUGCCUCGCUGCAUGUCCUUUCCACACCCUCCUCUCCGGCCCUCGAAAACUCUACGAUGCGAACGGCAGGUCUUCUGCGCCGGCGCUUCGCCAAAGUGUUGUCACUCGCUUCCGCUGGUGUCAUUGGUAUUCUUGUCAACACGCUCUCGGUCGCGAAUUACUUGAGUUCCGUCAAUACUCUCCGUGAGAAGAUCGCUCGCGCAGACAAGAAGAGCUACACGAUUGUCGUGGGCAAGCUAAACCCUGCCAAACUCGCGAACUUUGCUGAAAUCGAGGGUUGGGUUGUCGUGGGAUGCUGGGAGAGCGGUCUAAUCGAGGACGAUGCUGGGUAUUGGAGGCCAGUAAUCACACCAUUCGAGCUUGAGGUCGCCCUGAUGAGCGAGGACGAGCGAGUUUGGGGCAGCGAGUGGUGGGGAGGCAUCGAGAAACUGGGACUCAAUGACAAGCCUGAAGAUGUGACAGGGGAAGCGGUAGAAGCUGCUGCAGACCCAGAGGAAGAAUUCGAUGAUGUCGCUGGCGGUGUUGAAGGAGAUGAAUCUGCGCCCCCCGAGUUCGAUAUGCGCACCGGAAAGCUGAUCUCUUCAAGUCGACCGAUGCGACUCCCGGUUCGCAAGAAUCCUUCCGCGACAGCCGCUGUCGAGUCGAACGGCGACGGUCAACCCAGUUCAUCGCAGCAGAAUGAUUCUCUUAUCAAGCGCAGUGUCGGCGAACUGGCAAGCAUCAACGGUGUGGCAAGUCCAGGAGCUGAGUUCCUUCGUUCCGGUCGAACAUGGCAAGGUCUGGGUACCGACUUUGAUAACGAGGCCAGCACAUUGGUCGAAGAGGGCAGGAGUGGUGUCGCAAGGGGAUAUCAAGUUGGCGAAUCAGGUCGACACUGA